Sapajus apella (tufted capuchin) is the source of this 985-nucleotide messenger RNA. Its product is annotated as cytoskeleton-associated protein 2-like. Lineage: Eukaryota; Metazoa; Chordata; Mammalia; Primates; Cebidae. The record is from RefSeq and is a predicted model, not a curated record. Gene Ontology annotation, biological process: negative regulation of microtubule depolymerization. The transcript has a single exon. Gene Ontology annotation, cellular component: microtubule cytoskeleton. Bases 375 to 833 code for a protein of 152 amino acids.
CAGAGGGCCCAAUCCACGUUCAAAGAGCAAAGAAGACAAAAACUCCAGGAAUAUCUGUUGAGAAGAAAACACUUUUUGCAUACAAUAGGAAAAUGAGAUGUUAUCCCGUAGAGGUCAGAGAGCUGUGACAUCUGAGGACCAAGUUCAAGAAAGGACUAAAGUGCUGAAACUUAAAACAAAAAUGGCUGAUAAAGAAAGUGUGAAGAGACCUGCAGGGAGCAGAAAUAGUACAAUAAUGGGGAGUAAAUUUUAUUCCUUUAAAACCUUCAAAUGAACUAACCAAUUCAACUGCAGUAAUUGACACACAUAAACCUAAGGAUAGUAAUCAAACUCUGCAAUUGUUACUAACUGAAGAUAAUCCCCAAAGUCAACACAUGACAUUAAGCCAGGCAUUUCACCUUAAAAACAGUAGUGAAAAGAGACAGAUAACUGGAGAAAAACAAAAGCGAGAUGCUAACAUGCCCAAGAAACCUGUGCUUGGACCUUAUCAUGGCCAGAUUGUUCAGUCUAAGGUUGAUUCACUUAGAAAAUCUCUACAAGUCAAAGACGAGAGUUCUGCAGCAACAAAGAAACUUUCAACCAUUGUCCCUAAAGCCACAAAGCCUCAGCCUGUAAACACCAGCAGUAUAAUAGUGAAAAGUAAUAAUAGAUCCUCAAGUAUGACUGCCACCACGCAACCUGUGAGCACUACAUCUCAGAACACACAGCUUGUGCUACUUCCAAUUAGAAGUCAUCACAGUAAUACCCAGGACACUGUGAAACAAGGCAUCAGUAGAACCUCUGCCCAUGUUACAAUCUGGAAAGUGCCUCGUGAAAAAGAACCGUUAGAAUAAAAAACAGCUUUAUCUAUUGUCAAAACCAGUUCUUGUCAAGAUAUAGUAAGAAGUAAGACACUGUCAAGAAGCAUAGCAUCUGAAGUUGUGGCCAGGCCUGCUUCAUCGUCUACUGACAAACUGAUGGAAAAAUCAAAGCCCAUUGACCAGCA